Ceratosolen solmsi marchali is the source of this 3187-nucleotide messenger RNA. Its product is annotated as partitioning defective 3 homolog. Gene Ontology annotation, cellular component: apical junction complex; cell cortex; apical plasma membrane. The transcript has a single exon. Lineage: Eukaryota; Metazoa; Arthropoda; Insecta; Hymenoptera; Agaonidae. Gene Ontology annotation, molecular function: phosphatidylinositol binding; protein binding. The record is from RefSeq and is a predicted model, not a curated record. Gene Ontology annotation, biological process: intracellular protein localization; establishment or maintenance of epithelial cell apical/basal polarity; establishment of centrosome localization. Bases 344 to 3130 code for a protein of 928 amino acids.
UACAUGUACUUAGCGUAAUUCGUAGUGGGGAACGAGAGUUAGAGUAAUGUUGUGUGUUAAUGAUGGGAAAUUGGGAAAUUAUUGGAGACUUUUAAUUCGGAGUCACGAGUGCGUCGCGUCACUGAUUCAUUCUUAGGGAAAUGGGAGUGAACGAUACAAAUAAAACGUGAUAACAAAUGCAGCACCUGUUGCUCAUAAAACUUCCAACCUUAUGAAUACGUCUACGACAUUCCAUAGCUAAAUUAGAUAAUCUAGUACUUUACCACAGAGUAUAUGUACCAAAUUAAAGUCUGCAGUCUGUGAUUGUUUUACAUGCAUUUUGUGAUGCAAAAGCGAAGCAAAGAUGAAGGUAACCGUGUGUUUUGACCAUAUAAGAGUUGUUGUGCCUUGUGGGGAUGGUAGUCUCCUUGUCAGGGAUCUCAUGCACGAGGCGAUCCUUAGAUAUAAGAAAGCCACGGGUAAGAACGACAGUACGCUAUCGAUUACAAGCCUAUCGUCUCUGACCGGUGGGGGAAUAUUGGAUCCAGAUGAUAGAUUAUGCGACGUUGCGGACGAUAGGGAACAAAUUGUCGCACAUUUUGUUGGCUCAGAUGUAAUACACGCAGGAGGCGAUGGUUCAAGUUCGGUUGGAACAAACAGUCCCGACUUCUUUCAUGGAGAUAAUAAAGAGCAUCGUAUAUACGCGAGUAGAUCAACUGGUAAUAUAAAAAGAGAAAGUACCAAGAGGUUGUCGAUGCAUGUAUUAUCGUCGAGAGAGCCAUGCUUAACAACGUAUUCUGCACUUUCUUUGCCUCGUGAAUGUAGACGCAAGGAGCCACUGGGACAAGAUGCUAAAGCCUUAUACGAAGUGUCGAGCGCAAAGGCAGAUUUAAAGGAUCAAGGAGAUGUUCGUGAAAUAAUUAUCAAAAAUGAAGCAGGACCACUUGGAUUACACGUUGUGCCUUGUUAUGAUUUAUUGGGAAAUGAUCAAGGCCUUAGAGUAGAAGGAAUCGAGCCUAAUGGACGUAUAGCGAAGGAUGGUCAAAUAGAUUUACACGAUAAAAUUAUUAAGAUAAAUGGGCAUAAUUUGCUACGAGUACCAUUCUCAAAAGUGCAAGAUAUUUUUCGUUCCUGCAUGAAUGAAGCAUGUUUACAAAUAUCUGUAUUAAAAUAUAAGAAGCACCGAGAGAAUAGUAUACAAAAGGUCUUAGGAAGUUCCGUUAGUACGGAUAAAGCUGGAGAGAAUGACGAUAGCGUAAAGCGACUGCAAUGUGCUAAUUACAAUUUAUUACAAACAGCUAAUACUCGUAAAAUUGGAAAAAUGAUUGAAAUUGAAUUAUCAAAGGGUAAUAAUGGAUUGGGCUUUAGCGUUACAACUAGAGAUAAUCCUGCGGGAGGUCACUGUCCAAUUUAUAUAAAAAAUAUACUUCCUAAAGGUGCUGCGGUAGAAGAUGGUAGGCUAAAAUCUGGGGAUAGAUUGCUCGAGGUCAAUAAUUUAGAAAUGACUGGUAAAAGUCAGGCUGAGGUUGUUGCGUUGCUCAGAAGUAUUCCACCUGGGGGUAAAGUGCGAUUAGUUGUAUCUCGACAGGAAGAAGGUUCUACAAGUACAUCUGACAUGCAAACGGGAGCUCCAAUUACUAAUUCAGACAUCUCUAAUGACUGGAAACCUUCGCACGAAUCUCCAGUAAAGAAGAAAGAAGAACCAGCAGAGUCAUACGAUAAAUGUAAUUUUAAAACUGUUCAAGUGUCAGACGAUAUUGUCUUAUCUCCAAGAAAGAAUCGAGUGAUUCUUACUUUAGACAUUCCAGUUCAUGAUUCUGAGAAAGCCGGUUUAGGUGUGAGUGUUAAGGGGAAAACUAGUACAAGCGACGAUAGUACCAAUAUUGAUUUGGGUAUUUUCAUUAAAAGUGUAUUGCACGGCGGUGCAGCCUCAAGAGACGGACGAUUAAGAACAAAUGAUCAAUUGCUCAAUGUUAAUGGAGUUUCGCUCUUAGGCCUGUCCAAUUCCGAUGCUAUGGAAACUUUGAGAAGGGCUAUGCUUAAUACGAAUAGUUCCAUCACUGGCGUCAUAACCCUUACAAUUGCUCGACGAGUCUCCUCCUAUGAAAAUUCAACGGAAAAAAAUUUCAAUGAAAAAAUAGCAGCCACUACCUGUAAAGUCGAGGCUACGAAUAAUGUUUAUAUAUUGACGUCGAAUGCCAAGCAGAACGACGGUCGCGUUAAGGAAAAGAAUAAUUUGAACUCCCAAGCAGAUAUUUUAGACAAAGGUUUACUCUCGGUAUCAGCUUCACCAUGGAAUCCCGUGAUAGAUCGACUUACAGAACAGUAUAACAAAAAUAGUUUAAGAAACGAAAGCUAUUGCAUCGCUACAAACAAAACUUGGAUAGAUCCAGUCAGUAUUUCAAAGAAACAUAGUAUUGGUCAACAGGAUGAUCAUUUGGAAACAGUAUUAUUAGAAGAAACGAAUGAAAAUUCUCAUAAUUGUAAUUCGGAGGUGAAAAAAGGUACCGAUGAUAAGGAUAGCCAGUAUUCCGGGGAUCCAACGUACGACAGUCAACUAUCCCUCGAGGAAUUUAAUUUAUCGACAAAUAAGUUUUCGAGAGAUGCUUUGGGAAGGCAAAGUAUGUCCGAGAAAAGACACGCUGCACUCGAUGCCAAAAAUACCGAUACUUACAAAAGGAACAAAAAAGUUCGCGAGAGCAGGGAUAAUAACAAUAAGUCAGACGAACAAAAGAACCAUAAUAAGAAGGAUUUGAAGAUUGAAAGUUUUGGUACGACAAUUAGUAGUAAAUCGUCGUUCGGAGAAAGUUCGAAACAUUCCCAAUCAGAGUAUUUAUAUACUAUUCCAGGAUGCAAUAAUAAAUUAAUAUCGCCGCGGAAACAUUGGCUAGUUGAUGAUGUUCAUAGUGGCGAAGUAUCCAACAGUAAUAAUAAAGAAGAGCAAGGUUUCUCGAAUAGUCGAGGAGAUAUUAAACAAGCGUCAUUAAAUUCCGCCCUAGACGAUCGGUACAAGAGAUCUCGAAAGAAAAGUGGAAUCAGAUCGAUGCUUCGUCUUGGGAAAAAUCGCAAAUCAUUAAAUUUUGGAGAUAAUAUUGAUAAUCGGCACGAAUCUAGUAAUUAUUGUAGUGGAACAAUUAACUAUAUAGCAUGAUAAGCAGUGAAGGGAUAAUGAAUUUUCGAACGUCUGCUUUCGAAGGAACUCAAUGAA